This is a messenger RNA of Myotis myotis, 8803 nucleotides long. It is a transcript of the gene MRTFB, whose product is annotated as myocardin related transcription factor B. Gene Ontology annotation, biological process: smooth muscle cell differentiation. The record is from RefSeq and is a predicted model, not a curated record. Bases 443 to 3727 code for a protein of 1094 amino acids. NCBI's taxonomy places the organism in Eukaryota, Metazoa, Chordata, Mammalia, Chiroptera, Vespertilionidae. The transcript has 16 exons.
AAAAUUUAGAUUAAUAAUUGAAAUACUUUUUAUGUUAUUUCACAUAAUAGAGAACCAGGAAUGUUGUUGACAAAAUAAUAACACUAAUUGCUAACAUUUAUUGACUACUUUCUAUGUUCCCAAAACUCUACUGUGCACCUCACAUCUAAUAUUUUUUCAAUGCUCCCUUUAAUCCUGUGAAGUAAGUACCUUUGUCACCCCCAUUUAAAAAAAAUUCUGCAGCUUUGAAAGUUUAAGUGGUUUGCCCACCAACUAGAAAAUUUCAGAGCUGGAAUUUGAACCCAAGCAGGCUGACAAACAAAGGAGAAAGCUUCCAGCACCACAGGUCUUAUGUGACACGGUCUCUCAUGAAAUAUGGGUGAAAUGUUAUGACAGUUAGUCUCUUCAACAGACCACAUUUAAGAGGUGUCUCGGACUCCCCGUUGCCAGUGGCUGGAACACAAUGGAUCACACAGGGGCACUAGACCCUGAGGAUGAAUUGGGACCUUUAGCCCAUCUUGCUCCAAGUCCUCAAAGUGAAGCUGUUGCCCACGAAUUCCAGGAACUCUCCUUGCAGUCCAGUCAGUACUUACCCCCUUUGAACGAACGGAAGAAUGUGCUUCAGCUGAGGCUGCAACAGAGGCGGACGCGGGAACAGCUCGUGGACCAGGGCAUCAUGCCACCCUUGAAGAGCCCAGCAGCAUUCCAUGAGCAGAUAAAAAGCUUGGAACGAGCCAGAACUGAAAACUUUUUGAAGCACAAGAUUCGAAGUCGACCAGAUCGUUCUGAACUUGUCAGGAUGCACAUUUUAGAAGAAACAUUUGCAGAGCCAUCCCUGCAGGCCACUCAGAUGAAGUUGAAAAGAGCUCGCCUAGCUGAUGAUCUGAAUGAAAAGAUUGCUCAGAGACCUGGUCCUAUGGAGCUGGUGGAGAAAAACAUCCUGCCUGUAGACUCCAGUGUUAAGGAAGCAAUUAUAGGCGUUGGGAAAGAAGGCUAUCCCCAAACUCAGGGAGAUUUCUCAUUUGACGAAGACAGUAGUGAUGCUUUGUCUCCAGACCAGCCCGCCAGCCAGGAGUCGCAGGGCUCGGCCGCAUCCCCAAGUGAGCCAAGAGUUAGUGAGUCACCAUCUCCUGUGACUGCAAACACUCCAGCCCAGUUUACUACAGUGCCCCCAGCAGUUCCUGAAUUCUUGAAAACGCCUGCUACUACGGAUCAGCCCCCCACAAGGGCCACAGCUCCUGUGCUCCCCUCAAACACUGUGUCCUCAGCAAAGCCUGGGCCAACACUGGUAAAGCAAAGCCACCCCAAGAAUCCAAAUGACAAGCACCGUAGCAAAAAAUGCAAAGACCCCAAACCACGGGUAAAGAAGUUGAAGUACCACCAGUACAUUCCACCAGACCAGAAAGGUGAGAAGAACGAGCCGCAGCUGGAUUCCAACUACGCCCGCCUGCUCCAGCAGCAGCAGCUGUUCCUGCAACUACAGAUCCUGAGCCAGCAGCAGCAGCACUACAACUACCAGACCAUCCUGCCUGCGCCGCUCAAGCCUCUCAACGACAAAAAUAACAACAGUGGCAAUUCAGCUUUGAAUAAUACCACACCUAACACACCAAGACAGAAUGCAUCUGCUCCUGUGAGGAAGCCAGGACCUCUGCCUCCCAGCUUGGAUGACUUAAAGGUAUCAGAACUGAAAACAGAACUGAAGCUAAGAGGUCUUCCAGUGUCAGGCACCAAACCAAACCUUAUCGAACGCCUGAAACCCUACCAGGAGAUGAACAGCAAUGGCGCUGCUGCUGACGGCAUCGUGGCAGUGUCGACAUCUGCCGUCGUCACCACUAGCCCAGAAGUCACCAUGGCGGUGCCAGUCCCCACCCUGCAUAACUGUGUGACGAGCUCGGGCUCCCCUCUCAAGGCAGAACUGCCACCUGCUGGAACCAGCAACGUGAUCCACGUGGAAAAUGUUAAUUCGCCUCUGCCAAUCUCACCGUCUCCCUCCGAACAGUCCAGUCUCAGCACUGAGGACACAAACAUGGCCGACACUUUCACCGAGAUUAUGACCAUGAUGUCUCCAUCCCAGUUCUUGUGUUCAUCUCCUUUGAGAGUGACCAGUAACGAAGACAGCCUGAGUCCCACCAGCAGCACUCUGUCCACUCUGGAACUGGACGCAGCUGAGAAGGAUCGCAAGCUUCAGGAGAAAGAGAAGCAGAUCGAAGAGCUAAAGAGGAAACUGGAACAAGAGCAAAAGCUCGUGGAAGUUCUGAAAAUGCAACUGGAGGUUGAAAAACGAGGGCAGCAGCAGCAGCGGCGGCCGCUGGACCCCCAGCCCAGCGCCCCUGCUCAUUCUGUCAGCCAGUCAGAGCAGAAACAGGGCAGUGUGGGCUCCUCCGUCAAAGACGAGACCUCACUCACGAACUGCUCCAGCCCCAGGCAGCCUGUCCCGGGAGCCAGCCAUUCUGUGGGGCAGCCUGUCUCUGCGGGUGGCCAGACCCUUGUCGCCAAAAAGGCUGUAGUGAUCAAGCAAGAGGUCCCUGUGGCCCAGGCAGAGCAGCCGAGCGUGGUCCCACAGUUUUACGUGAGCUCCCAGGGACAGCCGCCGCCUGCUGUUGUCGCUCAGCCGCAGGCUUUGCUGACCACGCAAACUGCUCAGCUGCUGCUGCCAGUGUCCAUCCAGGGCUCCAGUGUCACCUCCGUGCAGCUCCCCGUGGGCAGCCUCAAACUCCAGACUCCACCACAAGCAGGAGUCCAGACUCAGCCUCAGAGAGCAGCCACCGCCUUGUCCUCGGGCUUGGCACAGACUGGGCCCCAGCAGCCAGGCACGUUCACCCCGCACGUGCUCAGUCAGCCGCAAGUCAGAAAGGUUUUCACAAGCUCGGCAUCCAAUACAGUUCUUUCAUAUCAGAGACCACCCGCUCCAGCGGUCCAGCAGCCCUUUGUUAACAAGACGUCCAGCAGCGUUCUCCAGUCCAGAAGUGCGCCCCUUCCAUCCCUGCAAAACGGACCGAGCCCUCCCAGCAAGCCGAGCUCACCCCCGCCACCCCAGCCGUUUGUCGUCCAGCACUCUCUGUUUGGGAGCCCAGUUCCCAAGACGAAAGACCCUCCCCGCUACGAGGAGGCCAUCAAACAGACACGCAGUACCCAGUCCUCUCUUCCAGAGGUUUCCAAUGCACACAGUCAGCAGAUGGACGACCUCUUUGAUAUCCUCAUUAAGAGUGGAGAAAUUUCCCUCCCUAUAAAGGAAGAGCCUUCUCCUAUUUCCAAAAUGAGACCAGUGACAGCCAGCAUCACCACAAUGCCAGUCAACACAGUGGUGUCCCGGCCACCGCCCCAAGUCCAAAUGGCACCGCCCAUAUCCUUAGAACCUCUGAGCAGUUUAUCUGCCAGCUUAGAGAACCAACUGGAAGCUUUCUUGGAUGGGACUUUACCUUCAGCCAAUGAAAUUACCCCACUACCAAGCAGCAGCGAGGACCGAGAGCCCUUCUCCCUGAUCGAGGACCUCCAGAACGACCUGCUGAGCCACUCGAGCAUGCUGGACCCCUCACACUCGCCCAUGGAAACCGCCGAGGCCCAGUUUGCCGCGAGUACUCCCUGUCUGUCACUCGACCUCUCUGACUCAAACCUGGACAACAUGGAGUGGUUGGACAUCACCAUGCCUAACACGUCGUCGGGACUCACUCCCCUCAGCGCCACUGCCCCAAGCAUGUUCUCUGCUGACUUUCUAGACCCCCAAGACCUGCCGUUGCCAUGGGACUAACACCACAGAUUUCUCAUCCAAGUUCACGAGGUUUAAGAAGACGAUUCUAAAAGGUCAGUUUUUAGAGACAGAUCUAUAGUUGCAUCAUUGCAAUGAAAACAUGUUGUCACAGAAAAAAACGAAUAGAUGGUCACAGCCUGGAAACCAAGCUUGAGAACGUUUCAUUGCACCCAGCAGUGAAUGUCUGCCGUUUAAUAUAGCACAGGGCCUUCUGAAAAACCACUAGUCAAAGAAGACCUCUGUUUCUCCAGACUUCAGUAAAGAAUAAAAAGCACCUUUAGAUAAAAACAUAGAGUAAUGUGUGCAGGAUAACGACAUGCAGAUUCUCUGGUAAUCAGCUACAUUUAAACCUCUGUGGUCACUUUCAGGCCCUAAACACAAGGCAGACAGCUCCACUCAAACAAGAACGCUCGUGUGAGGGUGGUGAGGGACCACCGCACCCGUAUUUCUAGCGGGGCCCGAGCCGGCCCAAGGCGCAGCAGGGAUCAAGGGCAGCGGAGCGCACCAGCCAGGCGGCGAAGGCUUCCAGCUGAAGACUUUUGGUUCCAUUCAGAAACCAAUGUAAUAUUUUUGUGUUGUAGUUUAUUUUGUGAUUUUUGGAAUCUUACUUUAGAUUUCCAAAUGUAAAUGAAAGUUCUUUCACUAUAACCAGACAAUGUCUUCAAAAUACUUCAUAAACAAUCCCCUGUAAAAAGUCUGGGUCUAUUGGUAACACUGAAAAUUCUGCUAGCAAUCCUCUGGAUUGGUUAGAUUGACUUAACGUGUAAAUUAGACAUAUAUUUGUGCUAUGUUGGGAUUUGUACAGCCUACGUGGGGAUAAGGAAUUGGGUAUCCAGUGGCCCUACUUCUUUUAAUAAGUCACAUAUUUCUAGAGUACUUGAGACACAUGUAUUUCUGUAUUUUAAAAAAUAACUUUCAGGUAACCAGACCCAUCUCAAAGAACCAAGAAAAGGCUUUAGUGUAAAAUAUCUUUCUGAGCUGGUGAGUUGCAAAGCAAAGGCAAGGGAGGAGUCUGUCGUUCCCAGACAUUCCCACCCGGUUACAGGUGAGCCUGUCGCCGAGUUGGCCUCUGGACUUCCGCUCUGGCUGCCUCUUCAGCAGCUCAUCCUGUCAUUGCUUUACAGUUUCGGAACUGGAUGUCAUACCUGAGCUCUCACUAUAUUUUCAAGCCGAAGAUUGAAAAACUGGAGGUUUUAUUCAUUUUUUAUAUAGACAAAAAGUUAUCACAUUUGUUGAGUAGUUUCUUAAGAUUUUUCUAAAAUGCCAACUAUCACAGGAUUUCUAAAAUGAUUUCAAAAUAGUCAUUUAAGUAUAUGACAAAAUGUAUAAAACUGAAAAAAAAAACUGAAAUCUACCAAAAAGUGUGGAGGUUUUCAUUAAAUAAUACUCGUGCUCUCCACCUCCCCUGUGUGAGCCCUGGGGUCAAGAUGCUCUCUGGGUCAUUGGUGACUGUUCCCACGGUGACAUGUAGAGGCAACCUGGCCCAUUAUUUGGAAAGAAUUUGCGAAUCAUUUCUGGGUUUGUGUUUUGCCUAAGAGCUGAUCUUAUUUCAAAUUUUUAUUUCAGUUUGUAAAUUUCACUACAUAUAAGAAAAGUCGGUUUUUCCAGAACUCAGUCGCCCAGGACCCUGGAGCCCUCUGUUAACUGGCCCUUCCCAGCCUGAAGUGCGUCUGAAUGGUUCCGGGCAGAGGCGGUAGGCGCAGUGUAGUCUGCGGUGAGUAGUUUGUUAGAAAUUGGCGUGCUGCUGUCUGACCAAACCCCGCAGGAGUGUCACCGUCACCGUCGUGGGCACAGCGUGCAUCUUCGAGUCACUCCUUUCAGAAGGGCCUGUCUCCGGGGCAGGGCUGUGGACUCAGAAAGGUACUUUCUUUGGGCAAGUCUUUGAGAUGGGUUUUUGUCUGGAGCUUAUCUGGUCCAUACUUGGACUCUAAGCAUCAUCUUUAUUCAGAUUUAAAUGGCUUAUUAGCACCAGACAUCAACGGGACUGUAGAAGGCAACUGAACAGCUAGUGCUGCCGACUCGCUGAAGAACUUUGUGUUUCCAUCUUUCCAAGCUGUGAGCUUAGAUCGUUUCCUAGCCCCCUGUUGAAGGCUGCUCUCCAAACAUGCAGUGCAAAGAAUGCCGCCUCAUUAGCCUCCUCUCUUUGGACUGUGUUGCUAAUGUGCCCACUUUACAUCUGUGUUCACUUCUUCACAUACCAGCAUUUCAUUUAGGAGGAAGGAAGGCAAGGAGUCCAGUUAUUAAGUCUACCAGCCACCUACUCACACCAUUCCGCUGGGCCCUCCUGGCCUGAGCAGCAAGCUGGGCAUCUGUAGGGUCCCAGCUACAUGUUCCAGGCUAGAGGGAGGACACAGAGCGUGUGCAGCAUGUGACAUGACCAAAGAUGACCUUCUAAUCAAGGCUCCUCUGCCCCAACUCACUGUACUCAGGGGUAAAUGCAGGGGGAAAGGUGUGUGUUAAAGAGGACUGUUUGUGUUGUUUGAGGUGAGGGUUAAAGCCCAAGUCAGAACAGCCGGUUGGGUUUUCGUCUGCAGAUAUGUAGUUUAGAGGAGGUACUGCUACAGGUACUGCUGUAGAUCAUCUUGCAGAAUAUCCUAUUGCCAAGAAAACAACUCCUAGAAAUGUAUUCUCUCACAUCCAGUCUUAUUUCCCUAAAUAUUCCUGAAACACAGUAGUAUCAAGUUACCGUUCUGGUGUAUAUAGGUAUGCAGUCAUGUCCUGGGGGUGGGAUGCACAGACGUUAUGCCAAAGCUGCUUACACAGUCUUGGGAGUCUAGAGUGUGUGGUCAUCUUGUACAUUUCAGCAAAGCAUGUGCUAGAAAACUAGGGACAGUGUUAGUGGUUCAAGUUCUAGUGUUUUUCCUGAAAUGUGCAAUCUACUGUAUAGUACUUGCCACGUAUUUGUACACAGAUGUAUUCUGAAUUCAUAGAAUUUCUCAUUCAGAUACUAUUUGUGCUUGUUUUAUAUGAAUAUUUUUAUAAUACUAAAGAGAUCUUAUUUAAAUUUCCUUUUUAAAAACUGCACAGUCCUGUGACCCAUGUAACUGACACUUUUGUAAGUGCCGUUUAAGAAUAGUGGCCAAGGCAGUCUGGUUUUGCCUCCACACCGCCGCCUCUUGUAAGCAAAGUGAAGGUAAUAAGAUAGCAACUGAGAGCUGUGUCAGGAGCAUGUCACCCAUUCUGUCACCAGAGCUGACGCAGGCCUCCUCACCCUCAACCCCAGAUCAUUCCAGGUCACACAGCCUGCUUCAUCCUUUCAGAAUUCCCACCGGCCGGCCACAACAGCUGACAAGACAGCUGUCCCAAGUGAUGGGACAGUCCCUCUACUGUCCGCAACACAGUGGCCGGAGGGAAGUGGUAAAGCUUUCUGGCAGCACCCAGUGCACACCACGCUGUUCCCAGGGGCCCCCUGGUGGCAAGCCUCACCCAAGUUGCUGUCAGUCAGGGGGGGAGCACCCAGCACCACUGGGGACUUUCAGAGAACUUUAGGGAGAAUAGUCAUCAGGAGUCUACCAGCCGAGCAGCACGGGUCCAUUUAACCACAUUCACAAUAACCCUCCAUUUUUCCAUCCAUCACCAAAAACAUGAAUCCUGGCUACGGGCAGCAGAGCAGAAUACCAAAGGGACUGUCCACUGCCCUUCAGGCCACAGAGUUAGCCCAAAUUACCAAAAACAUUAACUGGAAGGUCAGGUUUAUCAAGAAACACAGCUUACCAGUGCGGACAUGUGUGUUUGGAGAGCAUCCUAAUUGCAUUUCAGCUCAUCUUUUACAAGUGGCUUCAGUCAAAACUGGAAAAUAAUUCAGAUGUAUUAAUUCCUUCUCAAACUUCGGAGAUCUUGCUCAGUGAUCUUUCCAGGCUACAUUUUUACGUGUGAAGUGACUGUCUGCAUGGCAAUGUAUGUUCUUCCCUGCUCACCCUUCUGUCAGCAUUCGAGGGAAUGCAUCAUUGCAAAGGGUUUCUACCAGAAAUCUUUGAUUCGCGGCCUGUAAUUUAAAAAGCUGCACAUGUUUACAAAAGCACUCUAACCCUCCACAUGAACACAUUGCUCUGUGAAUCGUUAUUGAAAAAAAUGUCACAGUCUUGUGACAACAGGAUGGCAAUCUCAGAUCUACAAGGUGCUGUCUGGAAUCAGAUAAAAUUUGUCAGGGGCGAUAUCAACACAGCUGUCGUGUUUAACAGAGCUUUGUGCCAACUACUAAGUCGAAGCUUUAACCAAGUUCAUGAAUCACCGAGACUUGUAACAAUUACCUCUCUACAUUACGCUCUAAGAAAAGUUGCUGAUUUGGUAGGAGGAAGAAGCAUUUAGGAAAGGGUUUAGUAUUUACCAAAAGUACUUAACCUCAAGUAACCAGUAGUAAUGCAAACUUGCUUUAAAGGAACCAAAGGCAUUGCCAAGUAUUUGCCAAAAGGAGGCACUUUUUAUUUAAAAUUUGAGACUAAUGAGAUCUCAAAAAUCAGUCCCAAAAAUGUAUUAUCCAUUUAAGGUUAUAAUUUUCAGAGGUGUAGAUAUUUCUCUGUCGUUUUCAUGUAAAAUAGAAUAGAUUUGUUUUGUUGGUUUAGGAUAGUACAUAUUUAGUAGUAAUACAAAGUUUUUUCCUUUCUACGUACAACUUAGUUUUCUUUUCUUGCUUCAAUAGAACUGCAACGUGAUAGGUGUUUCUCUUACUUUCAUUGUCACAUUAUGUCUUAGCAUCUCACUUUAUGGGAAAAAAAAAAGAGAGAGAAAAUACCAAUCUACAGAGCCCUGCUUAUUAAAGCACUCAUUUAAGAAACAAAAAAUUAUGGCAAUCGGGGGUCCAUUCAUGUAUUGCCUUUAUGUUGUUUUUUUAAAAGAAAAGCCAUGAUGCCUUUGUAUUUGCUGUUUGCACCCCUGAAAUCAAUUCCAUAUCAUGUUUGAAUGCCAUAUGUUUUGCACAUGUACUGUACAUAGGUAAUGCAUACUGUAUUUUUAUAUGUGUGCACAUUUAUCAUCAGAUCUUUUGUACAUAGUGGCAGUAUUGUAGCGGAUCAGAAAAUGUUUGAUAUCUCAGCAAUUUUGCAUUUUUGUGUCUCAAAUAAAAAACAUUUUGAUGUA